This is a messenger RNA of Gigantopelta aegis, 2533 nucleotides long. RefSeq names its product solute carrier family 2, facilitated glucose transporter member 5-like. Gene Ontology annotation, molecular function: hexose transmembrane transporter activity. The transcript has 11 exons. NCBI's taxonomy places the organism in Eukaryota, Metazoa, Mollusca, Gastropoda, Neomphalida, Peltospiridae. The record is from RefSeq and is a predicted model, not a curated record. Bases 388 to 2037 code for a protein of 549 amino acids. Gene Ontology annotation, cellular component: membrane. Gene Ontology annotation, biological process: monosaccharide transmembrane transport.
AGAACGCCAACCGAUCCCCCAACUCCAACCCAUCCAACCCCCACCCCCAUAAGUCAUCAUUCAACGUCUAAUUAACCCAUUUUUAAUUUAUUUUUAUUACCCAUCGUCCCAGCCAGUUUCUUGACUCAUCGUUUGCUGUAUAAUAUUUACGGAAAUAGAAUACAGAUGAGAUGAGACAAAUUACGCAAGCUGGCCUGGAAACUACGAUAUUUAUGUCACGUUUUUGUAGUAUUCUGUAGUACGCUAUUCCUGUUAUUGAUAGCCUUUUAACCAAUCACGUCUCUUUGCAGCGGUUUGACGUCACAGCAUAGCCUUCAUUGACUACAAGCGUCGGUAUUUCGUCAGUACUUCUCGUUUACGUUGUUUUGAGGGAAUCAAGCAUCAACAAUGGCGGAGGAUGAAGUAAAAUACACGUUCACGUUGGUAUUCAGUGUCACCAUCGCAGUGUUCGGAAACUCGUUUUUAUACGGAUAUCAGAUAGGAGUUAUUAACACACCUGCAUCACUUAUUAAAGCUUUCUACAAUGAGACAUACUACGAACGGAAUGGCGGCAACUGGACUUCCAUGCAGAAAUAUGAUGUUUACAUUACCGAGGUCACCGCAGCGAAUCAGACGGACAAUUCUACGAAUAAGAAACCCGACGAUGCCUACAAGACUCCGGCAGAGUUUGGCGUGGACACCGACAAACUGCUCAAGCCGUGGGAGCUGGAGUUGCUGUGGUCAAGCACCGUCGCUGCGUUCGUCUUGUUCGGAAUGAUCGGGGCGUUUCUGUCAGCAAAAUUAGCGGACAUCGCCGGAAGGAAGAAGGGCAUGCUGAUGAUCACUGUGAUCAUGUUUGCUGCGGCUAUUUUCGGAGGUAUCACGCUGAUCACCAAGUCUCCCGAGUGUCUCAUCGUGUCCAGAAUCCUGGUCGGCUUGCAUUCCGGACUGAAUAUCAGUUUAGCUCCGUUAUAUCUGGCCGAGAUAUCGCCGAAGAAAAUCCGUGGAGCAAUAGGAACGUGUCACCAGCUCGGGAUCACCAUUGGGAUUCUCUCGUCGCAGAUCUUCGGGCUCCCCGUGCUCCUGGGAACCAGUCUCUUGUGGCCCUACCUGUUUGCAUUUAACGCAUUUCCCUCCCUCGUCUGUCUCAUCCUUUUGCCUCUGUGUCCCGAGAGUCCAAGAUGGCUGCUCAUCAGAAAGGGUGAAGAUGAAACUGCUUCAGCAUUAUUGAAGAAGCUCCGUGGCUAUGACAACGUUGAAGAAGAGUUGGAGGAGAUGCGCUUGGAGGCGAAGACGUCGGGCGGAGUUAGAAACUUCACCCUGAAGGAACUCGUAACGACACCCGAACUGCGAAUGCCGACCAUCAUCGCGUGCGUGUCACAAGUCGCCCAGCAGUGGUCCGGAAUUAAUGCUGUGAUGUCAUACUCCUCAUUCAUCUUUGCACAAGCUCAGGUACCGGAUCAGUACAUACCGUACGUUAUUGUCGGAACUGGAACCAUUAACGUCAUUUGUACUGUGAUUGCUGUACCACUGAUGGAGAAACUGGGUCGUCGCCCACUUCUAAUCUGGCCCAUGUGUGUGAUGGCAGCGGCGUUUUUACUCAUGACCGUCUUCUUAGAACUGCAGUUUGAUGUGUCCCUAGCCGACCAUCACACAGCGUUUGCCAUGACCUGUAUCGUUCUGAUGCACAUCUACGUCAUUGGAUUUGCGCUUGGUCUGGGACCAAUCCCGUUCAUCGUCGUGUCGGAAAUCUUCCGCCAGGAGGCUCGAGCGGCCGCCAUGAGUCUGUCCCUGGCCUUUAACUGGAUCUGCAACUUCAUUCUCAUGUUGACCUUCCCCUUCCUCAAGGAUGGGCUUGGUGCUUACACAUAUCUCCUGUUCACGGCCAUCUUGGUAGGUGCCAUAGCAUUCAUAUUUUUCUUCGUUCCUGAAACCAAGAACAAAACGUUUGACGAAAUCGCUGCCUCCAUCGCCUUUGGCCGGGCUCGUGGUCAGACGAAGAAUUACAAGUUUGACGAAAAUGACGAAACCACACCCAUGGAUAACAGCAAAGUUUGAGAAGCUAAAUGUUCUCAGGAUGGUCAUUACUAAGUUAUUUCUACCUACGGUUACUUUUGGGGAAAUGGUACAUUUUGUAGAACUGUUUGGGUUCACAGUUUGUGGUGAAAACAAGGCUUGAGUGUAUCUCUUUACAACUGGUGAUACUGUUUGGAAAAGGUGAAAACAAAAUAGAAAGAGAUAGGGAUUUCGAUUAAAGUUUAUAGAGUGGAUUUUUUUGGGGUUUUUGAGAUUGAAGUACUGUAAAGGAUAUAUUUAUGGUAGACAGCUAAAUUUGUGCAUUUGGAUGGGAAAAGUCCUAGUUUUAUACACUUGCGAGUUUUGAGUAAUGUCAAAUUGAUAUGGUAUAGUAUUAACAAAACCAAAAAGGGUUAAUUCAAUAUUAUCAUUAUUGGACACAAACAAAUAAAUAUUUAGUAGUUAAAUUAUUUUAAAACAACUGAUGAUUAAAUGUUUUUUUAAAUACUCUGUAUUAUGAAAUGAAGAAGUUUGUUUU